UUCGCAGUCUCUGUCAUUCAACACCAACUCUUGCUGGUAAGUCAAAGUCCAUGCAAUCCUUCACACAUAUAAUUCUAGUAAAUUGCCUUGGUCCCUCCAUAUCAUUCACCAAAACCAUUAUCUCUUCGCUACUCUCUUGAAUUUCUCAAGAAUUAUUAUGUGUUUCGGUUUUGGUUUCAUCUUCAAAUAACCCUCCUCCUGAAUCUGAACCAGAAAUUGGGUUCCUUUUCAUUUUGAGGUUUUUUUGCUAAUCUCUCAAGAAUUAUGUUUCAGGGUUCUUCUUUGCAUUCAAGAUUUGUAAAUUGGGUUCCUUUUCAUUUUGGGGGGUUUUGCUUCAUGUGAAAUGACACUAGGGAAAUUAGGGGGUUUUCUUUGAAUUCAAGAUUUAGUAAGAUGACUUCCCUCCUUAGGAAAUUCUUGCCUUCACCGUCUCCGAAAAAUCGCGACGAUGGAGAUGACUACAGUGUUGAGUACUCUUUCGCUGUAGAGUACAGUGGCCCUCCGGUCAGUCAUGACAUUCCUCUUGUGGUUCCGAUCGAUAUCGAUCGAAUCCCGACCGCUUCUGUGGUUGUCACUGCUUCGAUGUUGAGUAAUCUGUCCCUUCCGGUUGUUCAACCAUUUUCAAAGAGCAAUCUUUUAAGCAAUAAGUUGUCAAAAGAGCUCAAAUCGGGCUCUAAAGCAAACAUUUCGACGAAUUCAGCAUCCCAUUCGGGUGAAUUUGUUGAGCUUUCGGAUGAAUUAGGUUUGAUUGAUGUUGAGGAAGGUAUACCAAAGGUAUCAGACGGAAUUGAUAGUUCAGGUACGUUAGGGUUUUCUGACAGUCGGGAUGAUUCGCAAGAAUUAUCAGGAAGUUCAGAAGUGGAAGAGGAUUUAAGGGACGAUGGUGAGGUGGGGUUGGAUUUGGAUGAAGGGGAAUCAUGCUCAAGGGCUCUUUCGCCUGAGAUUCAUUCUAUCGAAGGGGAGGAGGAUUGUACCUCAGUCGUGACUGCUGGUGAUCCUGAAUCAAGUGAUGUAGGUCGUGAGCUAACAGAUCAUUAUGAUCCAGAAAUUUUCCGAAGAAGAGCUAGUGUGAAAAAAGGUUUAUGUAAUCGAUGCAAUAAGAGAAACCAGUUCACUGAGAAGGUGGUGUGCAUUGUUUGUGGUGCUCAGUAUUGCGGUAAUUGCGCGGUUAGAGCAAUGGGAUCAAUGCCAGAAGGGAGGAAAUGUAUUCCUUGUAUUGGUUUUCCAAUUGAUGAAUCGAAGAGGGGGAGCCUGGGAAAAUCUUCCCGGAUGCUUAGGCAAUUGUUAUCUGAUUCAGAAGUUAAAGAGGUUAUGCGAUUCGAGAUAUCAUGCAAAGCAAAUCAGCUGCCACCUCGGCUUAUGCAUGUGAAUGGUAAGCCUCUUUGUCAUGAAGAGUUGGUUGUGCUGCAAACGUGUCAGAACCCGCCCAAAAAACUAAAACCGGGAAGAUAUUGGUAUGAUAAAGUGUCUGGAUUCUGGGGAAAGGAAGGAGAGAAACCCUGCCAGAUUAUUAGCGCCCAGCUUAAUGUUGGUGGUCAAAUUUCGUUGGAAGCAAGCAAUGGAGACACAAAUAUAUUAAUCAACAAUCGGAAGAUCACGAAAGCAGAGUUCCGGAUGUUGCGGUUGGCAGGAAUCCAGUGUGAAGGAGCCCCUCACUUCUGGGUGAGCGCAGAUGGGUCCUACCAGGAAGAGGGACAAAACAAUGUGAAGGGGAAAAUAUGGGACAAGCCUGGAAUAAAGCUAGUUUGUGCCCUCUUAUCUUUGCCAACGCCUCCAAAGGACACGAAUCCCUCAGGGGAAGAAGUUGCCAAUCCUGCUAAUGGAGUUCUGUCAAACUUCAUUCAGCAGAAAACACUUAAUAAACUUCUUCUCGUUGGUUGUGAUAAAUCUGGGACAAGUACCAUAUUCAAACAGGCCAAGAUGGUGUAUAAUGUCCCUUUCUCUGAAGAUGAGCGUCAGAGUAUUAAACUCCAGAUCCAGAGCAGUUUGUAUUGUUAUCUUGGAAUACUUCUCGAGGGGCGGGAACGGUUUGAGGAAGAAUGGUUAACGGAAAUGAGAAGAAAGCGCAGUGAUGAACCAGGUCCUUCAAGGAGCUGCGGUCAUAUUAAUGAAGAAAACAUCUAUUCCAUCAACCAAAGACUGAAAGGAUUUUCUGAUUGGCUUCUUGAAGUGGUGAUAUCAGGCAAUUUGGAUAUCAUUUUUCCGGCGGCUUCUCGUGAAUAUGCACCACUUAUUGAAGACAUUUGGAAGGAUAAAGCCUUUCAAGCCACAUAUGAUAGGAGGAAUGAACUACGUAUGCUGCCUAGAAUCGCUAACUAUUUCUUGGAUCGGGCUGUUGAAAUUUCAAGCACGGACUAUGAUCCUUCUGAUACGGAUAUCUUAUAUGCCGAGGGUAUCACUCCAUCCAACAGCCUAGCUUCCAUGGAGUUUUCUUUUCCCAAGUCGACACAGGAUAGCUUCAUGGACACUGCUGAUCAGAAUGAUCCAUUGCAUAGGUUCCAACUCAUUAGGGUACAUGCAAGCAGCCUUGGAGAAAACUGCAAGUGGUUGGAGAUGUUUGAAGACACUGACCUGGUCCUUUACUGCGUCUCCUUAACCGACUACGAUCAGUUCUCUGACAACAGUAACGGAGUUUCCAGCAACAAAAUGUUGGAGAGCAAGAGGCUCUUUGAAAGCAUUGUCACUCAUCCAACCUUUCGUCGAAAGAACUUCCUUCUGAUACUCAACAAGUUCGACCUUCUAGAGGAAAAGAUCGAACAAAUUCCUCUCACUCAGUGUGAAUGGUUUCCUGAUUUCAACCCAGUAAUCAGCCAUAAUCACAGCAGCACAGGUAGUAACUACAGCAACCCUUCGUUGGCUCAACGCGCUUUCAACUACAUUGCCGUGAAAUUCAAAAAGCUUUUCGUUUCCCUCACCGGUGGACGCAAGUUGUAUGUUUCUCGUGUUACUGGAUUGGAACCGGACUGCGUUGAUGAAGCUCUUAGAUAUACCAGAGAGAUUCUGAAGUGGGAGAAGGAGAAACCUCAGCUUACCCUACACGAGUCGUCUUCUUGUAGCGUCGACGCAAGUUCCUCUUCUUAACUUUUCAAUAGAGAAAGGCAGUUAACUAAGCUUUGCUUCUUUUCGUAUAGCUUUGUUAGAUUUAGUGCACAAAUAUGUACAAACACAUAGAGAAAAGAAAAUAAGAGGCUGCAAUUUGUAAAAUGGAUGAGCUGGUGAUGGGCGGUUUAUCGCUUUAUCUUGCCGAAUAGGUUUGGAUAAUUGUUAUUAGCCAUGUGGAGGAAUUUUUUAUGGAUUCAAAUUAUGGUGUAUCUCACUGAUCUCUUGAAUGA
Messenger RNA from Rhododendron vialii, 3332 nucleotides. RefSeq names its product extra-large guanine nucleotide-binding protein 1-like. Gene Ontology annotation, molecular function: GTPase activity; G protein-coupled receptor binding; G-protein beta/gamma-subunit complex binding. The transcript has 8 exons. NCBI's taxonomy places the organism in Eukaryota, Viridiplantae, Streptophyta, Magnoliopsida, Ericales, Ericaceae. Gene Ontology annotation, cellular component: heterotrimeric G-protein complex. The record is from RefSeq and is a predicted model, not a curated record. Gene Ontology annotation, biological process: adenylate cyclase-modulating G protein-coupled receptor signaling pathway. The coding region runs from base 394 to 3081 and encodes 895 amino acids.